CUCCACUUCGACAUGCCCCAGCAAUACCCCGAUAUAACGCCCAGAAAGCCUCGAGCUGUACCUAGCUUCCAAGAUCAAUCUUAGUUGAACACAGGCGCUCCGGCAACAAGGCGCAUGCUAUGUGUUCCGAGUCUCCGCCGCCCUAGCUCCCCGCAGACUUGUCCAGACGACGAACGAUGACGAGGUCCGCCAGCUUGCCCGGCGAUGUAAAGGCUCUCUUGAGGCAAGGCUACGACCGGAGUGUCGAACUGAACAGCAACAUCUUCGCUCAGGAGAUUCGAAAUCCUGCGAAGCCACGUGAUGCUUUGUCUGACUGGGCUGAUGGUUUGCGUUCGGGCGGGCUGAAGUCUAUGACUCCUUUUGAGUUGAGCGUCCGGUUGCUAGGAGUUUUAGAAGAGCUCAAAGCCGAAGAAGAGUCAGACGAAGACCCCGAAGGACAUGUCACAGCACUGUUGACCUGCGAGUUUCACAUCUACAAGCUCAACUGCGGCACUCCGCUGCGCUUCAACCCCUUCCUGUACCAUUGGGUUCUUACUUCCGCGCGGAUACAGCACACCCUCCCCGAAGAGUUGGUUCCCUGGCACUGGAAAGCAAGGCUUGAAAUCAUCCGACUAGCGUUGACAUCUCCGGGCGUAGAAGAUGGCCUUGCCGAGCGGGGUUCCAAGAAUAUGGAGAAGCGGUCGCCGCAGUCGAUUGCGGAGAAGGUGCAGAAGGAGAGGCUGCAAACAAUUGACUUGAAACCCUUUGCGCGUUUGUUGGAAAUGCAAGGCCUGCCCAUUACGGAAGAGCUGGCAUCCUAUCUUGCCAUGGAAGACUAUGUCCUCAUGUCCGACCAGAGAACGAAUAGACCAGCACAUGACGACGUAUUGCACGACCUGGCACAAUACACUAAUGGCCCUCCUGUUGCACCUCAUGAAACCGCCUUUGCCAGCAGCGAAAAUUCCAAUGGCUCUGUUUUAUCUCCAACACAUGGUCCUGACACCUUCUUGAACGAUUCCCCCUCUCUCGCAAACGUACCCAAUGAUAAGGGCAAAUCCCCGGCGCCUCAGGUCUUCCCUCUAACUUCUCACUCUACUCUUUCGGAUAUACAAAAAGCAUUCAAUUACGAUCCUCAAGAAGCAAUGCACACGCUUACUCGCCUCCCAAUUGACCUAGCAUCCCUCGAUCUUCUUACUCGACUGCUUGAGUCGGCGACAUUGAAUGCUGAGACUGCGUCCACACUCACUCGUGAGUACGUCCAGCAUUCGCUUCGCAUCAUCGAGCGACUUGGUACCACCUUCUCGCCAGACUCGGACAGCGGUGCUGCGUUUGACCCCAUGAUCGAAGGUUUGCCUACAGGCAAAGACGAACAGGCACGAGCCGUCAAGCUUCUUGUCCUCUUCAUGAAGAAUCUGCUCAGAAAGGGUCUACUUCCGGUGCAGGAACUGCUUUUUGAUCUGAGAGAGAUCAGCACGAGGUACAUCUGGAUCCCAGAGGUCCGCGAAUUUACCAAUUUCCUAGAGGGUGGUGAUGGGGUGGUCGCGAGUGGUGGCACAACGGUUGAUGGUACAAGUGGUAGUGUCAACACCGGACACAGUAUUGGCGGAUGAUGAUGACGAGCUAGCUUCAAAAAGUGCAACUCAAAUUAUCAGAGUGAUACCCCUUGAGAUUUUUUUUUAGCGGAAGCGCUGGCGUUUGAGGGUAGGGAAUGCGUAAACCGUAUUUCUGGCGUUUUGCUUUGCAAUAACCCGUCACAAAUUUCUAUCCAGCUCGAUGUCUGGCUCUCAGGAAGUGGAAGUGGACUAGUACUAUUGAAUAAAACUCGUCAUAUAAGUUCGAGGUACCUAUGUUGCUGGAUUAUGGCGACGUUAUAGUUGGUAGUUCUAAUAUCAAGAUGCAAUUGGCUUCUGUGGGUGGGUCAUUCCUAGACAUAUAUUUC
This is a messenger RNA of Verruconis gallopava, 1918 nucleotides long. RefSeq lists its product as uncharacterized. NCBI's taxonomy places the organism in Eukaryota, Fungi, Ascomycota, Dothideomycetes, Venturiales, Sympoventuriaceae. The transcript has 2 exons. Gene Ontology annotation, cellular component: CCR4-NOT complex. The record is from RefSeq and is a predicted model, not a curated record. The coding region runs from base 177 to 1589 and encodes 470 amino acids.